UCGGCACGCGAGGUGAGCCAGGUCGGCUAUGUGCGCUCCCCAUCAAACGCAAAUCCAAUGUUAAGAGGGGGGAUGGCGGGGCCAUCGUCUGUCUCCUGCAGACGUAACGAGUUCAAGUACACGUUCUGAGAGGUGGCUGCCGGGCUGCUCGAGGACGAGCCGGCCACCCAUCGCGAGUUUGUCUUGAGCUGGCGGUUCUGAGUACUGCUGCGCUGGAGGCCCAUGUCAGACCCGCGGCUUUUGCGGCGCUGUUCCUGCUUUGCUCGCGCAGCCCGGGCCUUGUGCACACGCUUCAGAGCGAUGUCCGUAGACUGGGCACCGGACCAUUGUGUGCCAUUGAAGAUCCCAGUCCCUUCGAGGUCGGCGAUAAAUCUCUCUUGCUCUCAGCUGAUUCACACGUCCUUCUUCAACUCACGCUUUACCUCGCAUACCUCGGCGUCCUCGCCCAGCCGCCGUGCAACAGUCAACACGCGCUCCAGAGAGGCGAUAUGUUGCAUUUGCAAGUCAAUGAGCUCUUCGACCGUCUCUCCAUCGGGAAUUUCAAGGCUGUGUCCAAGCACAAGUGGCAGCGGCCAGUCUCUGCGAUGUUGGGCGAGGGCGGUCGCCAACGACGUGAUGUGGUAGCGCAGGUGGCCGAGGAGGGUAUACAGCGACUUCGCCUCGCCCUUCGCAGCUUCGGUGCGCACUUGUUUUAACGACGGAAAGGGCUG
Cutaneotrichosporon oleaginosum is the source of this 710-nucleotide messenger RNA. RefSeq lists its product as uncharacterized. NCBI's taxonomy places the organism in Eukaryota, Fungi, Basidiomycota, Tremellomycetes, Trichosporonales, Trichosporonaceae. The record is from RefSeq and is a predicted model, not a curated record.